Molecule: messenger RNA, 1011 nt
Organism: Thelazia callipaeda (thelaziosis nematode)
Lineage: Eukaryota; Metazoa; Nematoda; Chromadorea; Rhabditida; Thelaziidae
Source: the annotation of a GenBank genome assembly
AUGGCCAUGACGUUUUGCAACAAUUACAAUACUACUGAUGUGAUAAGCGAUAACAACAAUAGCGAUAGUAAUAAUAACAAUGGCAAUACUAUCCAAGCAGUGAUCUCUCGUGGUGUCGAGACUGUUCGACCGUCAUCGUGCGCUAAUGUUAGCGUUAUGAUUGAAGGUGAUCUCAGAUGGAAAACAAUCAUAGUUCCUGGUGGUUCCACAAAUUCUGCUGCUACAUUGCCACGACCAAAGCGGGAUUUUCGUUUCAAGCGUAUAGAAGUGAAAGAAAGUCCAAAAUGGUUUGUUUGGCCGAAGCGUAGCAAGCGUAAUAAUCGGGUUAAGAAGGAAGAAACGGUUAAUGAUACUGAAGCAUCAGCAAUUUCUUCUAGUUGCAAUUGUAACUCAUCUUUUGAUAAGCGAACAUCUGAAGCAGCUAAAAUUCCUCAGCAACCCUCAGUUUCUUCUCUAACUGAUGGAAAUACAAAAUUUACGAUGACAAAUAGUAAUCGGAAUGUUAGUACUACUACACAAACCGUACCAUCUCAUACCAAAGUAUUGCAGCUUGUCGAUGCUGCCACUAAUACUCUUUCCUUAACAAAUGACGAUUUUGGACCGCUUCAUACUGAAAAAUUGAUCUCUUCACACUCUGACAUCAAAGAUAAGCAAAAGCAGGGAACAGAUCAUUCCACGUUAAUAAGCAGCACAUUGAUUAACACGGAAGUAAGUUCUUUAUCAGGUUCUGAGACGAAGUCCUGUGCAGUGCAGUUCCAAGCUGCAAUAUCUAUUGGUGAUGAAGGUAGAAGUAAGAUUUCUGAUUCUACUCCAGCUACUUCCCAAACUUUCAAAAUUCUAUCAAUAUCAAAAAAGUCGAUGGAAAGUGGGGAUGAUGAUGAUUUAGAGCUGAUGAAUUAUGUGAUGCUAAACUGUAGACAGUCGCAAUCUCAGCCGAUUGUUCUCUUGACUCCAUCAUCAUCAGCUAAACCAACGGAAGUGAACAGCAAUACAGUAAAGGAAGUUCAUUAG